AUGGCAACAGUUCCGCAGGUCACUUACCAUCGGCUGGGCAAUAGCGGGUUGAGGGUGUCUAACCCCGUUCUGGGGUGCAUGAGUUUUGGCAGCGAGGAAUGGGGUAAAUGGGUCCUCAAUGAGGAUGCCGCGCUGCCGUUGUUGAAGGCGGCUUGGGACAGGGGUGUUACCACCUGGGAUACGGCGAACCUCUACUCCAAUGGCGAGAGCGAGCGUAUUAUUGCCAAGGCAUUGAAGAAGUACAACAUCCCCCGGUCCAAGGUGCUCAUCCUCACGAAAUGCCAUUUCUUGGUGGGCAACACCCCGGGCCAGCACACGCUCUUCAACCCCGAGCUGCACAACCAGCGCGACUUUGUGAACCAAGCCGGUCUUUCCCGGGCUGCAAUCUUUAACCAAGUCGAGGCGUCCCUCGCUCGCCUCGAGACGGAUUACAUCGACUUGCUCCAGAUUCAUCGGGCCGACCCGAACACCCCUGCUGAGGAGACGAUGUGGGCUCUGAACGACCUGGUGCGGAGCGGCAAGGUGCGGUACAUUGGCGCGUCGACGAUGUGGGCUUGGCAGCUCGCAGAGUAUAACAACGUUGCCGAAAAACACGGUUGGACGAAGUUCGUCAGCAUGCAGAGCCAGUACUCGCUGUUGUACCGCGAGGAAGAGCGGGAGAUGAACGCCUACUGCAACCGAUUUGGGCUCGGACUGAUCCCCUGGGGCCCUGUGGCGAAUGGACAUCUCGCCCGCCCGUUGGGGGAGGAGAGCACCCGUAGCGAAGGGACGAAGGGAACGCCGUUUGAGCUCAAGCACUCUGCAGCGGACAAGGAGAUCAUCAACAGGGUCGAGGAGCUGGCGAAGAAGAGGGGGUGGAAGAUGGCUCAGGUUGCUCUGGCAUGGAUGAACACCAAGGUCACUGCGCCUAUCGUGGGCAUUAGCUCGCCGCAACGGCUGGAGGAAGCGAUCAUCCCGGAUAAGAAGUUGACAGAGGAGGAGAUAAAAUACCUCGAAGAACCGUACGUGAUAUAUUGGAUAGUCGGUCCGAUGCUGAUGGAGUACAGGUAUGAGCCGAAGCGUGUGCUGGGGCAGUAG
Dacryopinax primogenitus is the source of this 1077-nucleotide messenger RNA. RefSeq names its product Aldo/keto reductase. Bases 1 to 1077 code for a protein of 358 amino acids. The transcript is spliced from 5 exons. Lineage: Eukaryota; Fungi; Basidiomycota; Dacrymycetes; Dacrymycetales; Dacrymycetaceae. The record is from RefSeq and is a predicted model, not a curated record.